GGUUUAAGAUGCUUUUGCUUGCUGAACAAAAGCCUCAAAAUCCGAACAUCACUCCUUGGAUACGUUUAUAAAGUCAGUAUCUUUCCUAUUACAGCAACCAUGUCAAAGAUUUUGAAAACCCAAAUUUCGUUACUUGAACAUGGUGGGUUUUGUGUACAAUCCCACAAGUGAAGAGGUUGAAGAAGAUAAAAAAUUUCAACCCUUUACAGAGCUUAACAAACAAAACGACCCCUUUAGCCUAUCCGUUCCUGAUUUUGACGACUCUUUUUUGUCUUCUGCUGAUUUUGAUUCAAUCAAAGAUUUAAUCUUGGAUACCCCUAUGGCUGAAGUUAAACAAGAACCAGCUGAGUUUGGUUCUGAACAAGUUGAGUUUAGCACUAUGGAUAAGGAUAAUGAAUUGGGUACUUGUGAAAUUUCUGAUAAUUAUGAAGUUCAAAAGGAGGGUUGUGUAAAGUUGGAUUCUUUGAGUUGUUUGAAGGUGGAAAAGAGUGAAUGUGGAGAAGUGGGUAACUUGGGUUGUAUAGUUGAGGAGGGUAUUGGGAAAGUUAGUAUAAGUGGGACAGAGGAUGAAAGAGUUGUUGACCAAGAUGGCAAUAGGGCGAAUAUUGCUGAAGCUGAUAUUGGCAGUUGUAGCAUUGUCAGUGAUAGUGCGGCGGCUGUCGCUAGCAAGAGUGUGGAGAGCGAUCAAGUUUCCAUCAUCAGUAGUAGGGCUGAGGAAAGAAGUGUUGAUGGAAGUACAGUGAAUGGUGAUAAGUUAAAAGGGGGUGAAGAUGGGAGUACUAGUGAUACCGAGUCUGAAAGCGAGAGCUCAGCCUCUUCUUCAGCCUCUAGUAGUGAUGACAAGAGUAGCUCGAGCGAGGAAGAAGGAGGGGAGGUGGAUAUGGAAGAAGGUGAAAUUGAAGCAUCUGAUCCCGAUGAGAUGGUUGCUUGGAAUGAAGAUGAUGAGGACACUGGUGUUAAGGGACCUAUCAGGUCUAAGAAUGAGGUUCAGGCUCUUCCCCCAGUUCCUGCAGUGACUGUAACCUUACAACCACAUCACCAAAUGCUGCCUGUGGGAGUUGUAUCAUCGAUCGUUGGAGCCCAAGUUGUAGUAGAAGGGGUGGAAAAGCAUACUCCUCUUUACGACGGUUCUAUUCUCUGGAUUACAGAAAGCAGAUCCCCACUAGGUAUAGUGGAUGAGAUUUUUGGGCCUGUCAAGAACCCUUACUACAUUGUAAGAUACAAUUCUGAUAACGAAGUCCCAACUGGAAUCAACCCAGGCACCUUGAUCUCUUUUGUCCCUGAAUUUUCCGAACAUGUCUUAAAUGACAACAGUCUUUACAAGAAAGGGUAUGAUGCAUCUGGUGAAAAUGAUGAAGAGGUGUCCGAGGCGGAAGAAUUUUCAGAUGAUGAGAAGGAGGCUGAGUACAAGAGAAUGCUGAAAAUGAAAAAGAGGGGUGCCACAAAUGACCAGAAACUAGGAAACAACAAGGACAAAAGGAAACUGAAAAAUAAAUCUCAGAACUGGAAACACAAUGAAUCUGCGGCUGCAGAUGCGCAACGUGAAAAUGCUAAGCCACCAGUCGACCAAAGUCAACGUUUUAUCUCAGCUGCUGCUGGUUCACUGGAUCAAGGUGUUCAUCCAAACUCCUCGUUUCAAGGACAUGUACAGAGUAGUAGGCCUCCAUCAGUCCCUCCAUUCCCUUAUAUGGAAAAAGGCCCUGGUCAAGCUGCACCGUCAACUGGAGUUUGGACGAAUGGAAUCCCAUAUCAGCAGCCCCAGAAUAUGGGCUUUCCUAAUGCACUGUCGAGUAUUGGCAUGCCAUGGCCACAACAGAUUCAUCAACAGCAAAUGUUCUCAAUGCCUUCGCCAAAUGCAGUACCUUUUGAGCAGCAAAUGAAUCCAUCUACUUUUAUCUUCCCAGGUGGCCAACCAAAUUUUGGUGCCGGGCCAUCUUUUCUACCUUGGCCUGCAUUAGGACAAAAUGUUUAUAAUCAACCACAACUGUCAAUGGGUCAAAUGGCUCCUUCGCCCUUGAUUUUGGGAGGUCAGGUACCGGUGAAUGGACCACAAAUGGUACAGAACAACAAUUCACAACCAAAUGCUGCAGGUCCAGGCUAUAUAAAUGGCUCUCCAAACUUCAAUCAAGGCCAUCAUUCAGGUGGUGGUCGGAGAGGGAAUCACAGGGGUGGUGGCCGUUUUGGUGGUAGGAGAGGCAGGACAACUGAAAGGUGAAAAAAUGUACCAUUGAUACCAUGCACGGAGAAAAUUAGUUGUAAUUUCUAUUAAAAAUACAGUAGUAGCAGUAGUAGUAGUAGUAGUAUAAGAUUUCCGAGUUUACUUCCCCUUUUCCUUCAGGGAUCAAAUGUGUACAGGGAUAUUCACAUUUUUAUGGUUUCAUCAAAUGUAAUGCAUUUUUUCCCAAAUUCUAA
Nicotiana attenuata is the source of this 2412-nucleotide messenger RNA. Its product is annotated as H/ACA ribonucleoprotein complex non-core subunit NAF1-like. The record is from RefSeq and is a predicted model, not a curated record. Gene Ontology annotation, molecular function: RNA binding. The transcript is spliced from 3 exons. Gene Ontology annotation, cellular component: sno(s)RNA-containing ribonucleoprotein complex. The coding region runs from base 140 to 2215 and encodes 691 amino acids. Lineage: Eukaryota; Viridiplantae; Streptophyta; Magnoliopsida; Solanales; Solanaceae. Gene Ontology annotation, biological process: pseudouridine synthesis; ribosome biogenesis; box H/ACA snoRNP assembly.